Brassica oleracea var. oleracea is the source of this 642-nucleotide messenger RNA. RefSeq names its product extensin-1-like. The transcript is spliced from 2 exons. The coding region runs from base 28 to 426 and encodes 132 amino acids. The record is from RefSeq and is a predicted model, not a curated record. NCBI's taxonomy places the organism in Eukaryota, Viridiplantae, Streptophyta, Magnoliopsida, Brassicales, Brassicaceae.
AAGGAAUACAGCAUUAACAGAGUUAAAAUGCCCCUUUGCAUCUACUCAGAAGGUGACAUGGAGAUCUAUGGAUCUCCCGAUGUUGUUGUCCGCAGGUGUGCACCGGCUAAAUCCCCAUCCUUAUACCGGACUCUUACACCCUCACCACCUCCAUCCCCACCGCUCUCUCCCCCACCUUCUCCAGCGACAAUUUCAACUCCCCCUUUCCACGAGUUUCCCCCUGGUUCAGUUGAGUAUUAUACUGGUCGCUUGAUGGAGUUUGUCCCAGCUCAAGAUCUCAGCCCAACCAGGACUCUUCCAGCAGGGCUCUGGAAUCCUCAACCAGGUCUCUAUACUCCUCCUGUUGGUCUCUGGACUCCUCCACCAUACUCCUCCACCAGUGCUCUUGACACCUCCACAUCGUCCUCCUCAAGCACAACAAAGUGAAGCCGCAAAACUCGUAUGUGUCAAUAAUUUGAGUUGUCUGCGAGUGUUUUCUUUUAACUCUUUUUUUGUGUGUCAAAAACUGUUUUUUACUUUCCUCACUACAAUAGAUACAAACAGUUUAAAAACGUAUGUUGACUAAAGAUUUUGAUAUAUGAGGAGGAGUAUAUGAUAAGUGUACUAAACACUCUUUUUACUGUAUGAAAGAUGGAAGUCAAA